CGCUAGCGGAGCAGCAUCAUGUUGUGCAUUCUGCACUAAAUAGUCUGGGCGACUGGAACUUGAGGAAACAGCGCUAACGCUGGCAAGGAUCAGCAAACAUGACCUCAUCACAACUGCCCAUGCAUGAACAGGCAGCGACUAAACCUUGCACAGUAAAAUCCCGAAGCAUCCCCGCAUCUUGCGACUGGUGAUUAUGCGUGGCCUGUUCUUGGGUCCGGAGAAUUUCCUCAAUUACUUUACUUUGGAGUGAUAUAUUUAGACCGAUGGCCACCCGCACUGGUGGUGGAGUGGUCUGCAGGAACGACCGGGCUGUAGUUCAUCAUGUAUUUUCUCAACUCUUUUACGUCCGCUCUAAUCGGACUAGGUCUGGCUCCUCUCGUUGCUUCUAUCUCUGACUCUCCCCUUUCAACCUCCGGUCGCUGGAUUGUUGAUUCAGAUGGUGCCAAUGUCACCUUUGCAGGGGUGAAUUGGCCCGGCGCAGCCGACGCGAUGCUGCCCGAGGGUCUUCAGUACCAGUCCAUCUCGUACAUCCUCGGGAAGGUUAAGGAGUUGGGCAUGAACUCGAUUCGGCUGACCUUUGCCAUCGAAAUGAUUGACGAUAUCUAUGAUCAGGGCGGAGAUGUGCCGAUCAAAACAUCCCUCAUCAAUGCCCUCGGUGAGGAGAACGGAACAGCCGUGUAUCAGGAUAUUGUUAGCCACAACGAUCAAUUUGGAGAGGAGACCACUAGAUUGGAUGUUUUCGACGCCGUGGCGAAAGAGUCUUACGAGCAGGGUAUUUAUGUCCUUCUUGACAACCAUGUAUCCAAGGCCAAAUGGUGUUGCUCCACCGAUGAUGGCAACUCCUGGUUCGGAGACGAGUACUUCAACGUGACGAACUGGCAUAGGGCGUGGAAGUACAUGGCCGAUCACGUCAAAGAUCUACCGGCUGUCAAAAGCGUCGGAAUGCGCAAUGAGUUCCGCCAGCCAGAUGACGAAUCCACCAGCGAAGAAUACAACUGGGAGGUUUGGUACAAGAAUAUGGUCGAAAAUGCCAAGCAGAUCAACGAAGCCAAUCCGGACCUUCUCAUCCUCUUCUCCGGACUCAACUUCGACACUACCUUGGCCCCCAUUCCCACCGGCGCAGACCUCGGCGACGGAACGAAAUUCAAUAAGGAUGACUUCAACUUUGCCGAUAAGAUUGUCCUCGAGCUUCAUAACUAUGCCAGUGACUCUGGUAGCUGUGACAGUCUCAAGUCCAGCCUCUACAGUGGCGGGUACAAUGCACUUGACGCACAGAACUCGAGCAUUGUGAAUGUUCUGCCUGUGCUAAUGACUGAAUUCGGCUUCUCUCAAGACGACUCCUCUUACAAUACUGUCUAUGCUUCCUGUCUAAGGGAGUAUUUGCCGGAAGUUCAAUCCGGAUGGAUGGUCUGGGAGCUUGGUGGAAGUUAUUAUAUCCGUGAAGGACAGCAAGACUUUGAUGAAUCAUGGGGCCUCCUUGAUCACACCUGGUCUGAUUGGAGAUCUUCCGAUGCAAUUGAGAAGGGAAUGAUUCCCAUGGUCAGUGCUACUUUGGGAACUGAGUAAUUUGAUUGCUGGUGUUCGUAACGAGCUCCAACCGGCUAAUGUCCUUGGUUUCUUUCCCAAUGCUUUUCUAUCUAUUCUUUACUCUCAUCUUAUCUUUACUCGGUUUGCUUUGAGUACUUCGGUCAAGAUGAAAUUAGCUAUCAUCAAGUCUCAAACCUUUCUACUCUGGUCACCCCUUGCAUUUAAUAUCCCCCAAAUUUAUAGCAAUCUUAAAACCUUUCCCCUUGAAGCUUGGACCUGACAUAAUU
Messenger RNA from Aspergillus steynii IBT 23096, 1814 nucleotides. Its product is annotated as cellulase family protein. Gene Ontology annotation, molecular function: hydrolase activity, hydrolyzing O-glycosyl compounds. Lineage: Eukaryota; Fungi; Ascomycota; Eurotiomycetes; Eurotiales; Aspergillaceae. The record is from RefSeq and is a predicted model, not a curated record. Bases 322 to 1566 code for a protein of 414 amino acids. The transcript has 4 exons.